Messenger RNA from Momordica charantia (bitter melon), 3415 nucleotides. RefSeq names its product Alanyl-tRNA synthetase (gene ALATS). The record is from RefSeq and is a predicted model, not a curated record. Gene Ontology annotation, cellular component: chloroplast; cytoplasm; mitochondrion. Gene Ontology annotation, biological process: alanyl-tRNA aminoacylation. Gene Ontology annotation, molecular function: ATP binding; aminoacyl-tRNA deacylase activity; alanine-tRNA ligase activity. NCBI's taxonomy places the organism in Eukaryota, Viridiplantae, Streptophyta, Magnoliopsida, Cucurbitales, Cucurbitaceae.
UUGAAAUUUUGGAUUUUAAAAGUUAAAACCACAAUUGAAUGAGGAGAGGAUUUUCCAGAGUCAAGGGGGAACAGUUGAUCGCUACAUUUCUUAGCUCUUCUCUUACUUCUCUGCAUCCCCCGCCGCCUCUCUCCGCCACCGCCUAUCCCUACUUUGGGAUUCAGUUCUUCCUCAAUUUCCCGCUUUUUCGCUGUUUUUCUUCGUCAUCUACGUCGUCCGAGCCUCUGAUUUCUUCAUUUCUGCCGUAUUCUCCGCCAGCAAUGCCAGGGGCCGGUUCUCAAGACGUGGAAUGGCCGGCCACCCGCGUGAGGGACACAUUUUUUCGAUUUUUUGAGGAGAAGAAUCAUGUUCAUUGGAAGUCUAGUCCUGUUGUGCCGGUUAACGACCCGACCCUUCUCUUUGCUAAUGCUGGUAUGAAUCAGUUCAAGCCCAUUUUUUUGGGCACAGCUGAUCCUAAUACGUCUUUGAGCAAGCUUACCCGAGCUUGCAACACCCAGAAAUGCAUUCGUGCUGGUGGGAAACACAAUGAUCUCGAUGAUGUUGGAAAAGACACUUAUCACCAUACUUUCUUUGAGAUGCUUGGCAAUUGGUCGUUCGGUGAUUACUUUAAGAAGGAAGCCAUCGAAUGGGCCUGGGAGCUCCUUACCCAGGUUUAUAAACUGCCCACAGAUCGAUUUUAUGCCACCUACUUCGGUGGUGAUGAGAAAGCUGGUCUUGCACCUGAUAAUGAAGCCAGAGAUAUAUGGCUGAAGUUUUUACCAGCUGAACGUGUCUUACCUUUUGGCUGCAAAGACAAUUUCUGGGAGAUGGGUGAUACUGGUCCUUGUGGACCUUGCACUGAGAUACAUUAUGAUAGGAUUGGUGGUCGAGAUGCUGCACGAUUGGUUAAUAAUGAUGACCCCACAUGCAUUGAGAUAUGGAACCUUGUUUUUAUUCAAUUCAACAGGGAAAAUGAUGGCUCCCUUAAAUCUCUCCCUGCCAGGCAUGUUGACACUGGCAUGGGAUUUGAAAGACUGACUUCGGUACUUCAGAACAAGUUGAGUAAUUAUGACACUGAUGUGUUCAUGCCCAUCUUUGAUGCAAUCCAAAAGGCAACUGGAGCUCAGCCUUAUAGAGGAAAAGUUGGACCAGAUGAUGUGGACAAUGUGGACAUGGGAUAUAGGGUUGUUGCUGAUCAUAUCAGAACUCUUUCAUUUGCCAUUGCUGAUGGGUCUUGUCCAGGUAACGAGGGACGUGAAUAUGUUUUGAGACGUAUCCUUCGUCGAGCAGUUCGAUAUGGAAGUGAAGUUUUAAAAGCUCAAGAAGGAUUUUUCAAUGGACUGGUGAGUGCUGUUGUGAAAUUGAUGGGUGAUGUCUUCCCAGAGCUGAAACAACAUGAGGUGCGAAUUAGGGAGAUAAUUGCAGAAGAGGAAGCAAGUUUUGGGAAAACUUUGCUAAAGGGAAUUGAGAGGUUUAAGAAGGCCGCUCAGGAUGUACAAGGGAAGAUAUUGAGUGGGCAGGAUGCUUUUAUCUUGUGGGAUACAUAUGGAUUUCCAUUAGAUUUGACUCAGUUGAUGGCGGAAGAGAGGGGGCUGCUGGUUGAUAUUCAGGGUUUCAAUAAUGCCAUGGAUGAGGCAAGGGAAAGAUCAAGAAAUGCUCAAAAUAAGCAAGCUGGUGGUACUAUUGUCAUGGAUGCUGAUGCUACAGCAUCAUUGCACAAAAAGGCAGUUGCUUCAACCGAUGACAAAUUCAAAUUUAUUUGGUUUAAGGAUCAUGAAAGUGUGGUAAAGGCUAUUUACACUGGUAGUGAAUUUCCAGAAAGUGUAGCAGCUGGUGAUGAAGUUGGUUUAGUCCUGGAAUCUACAAGUUUUUAUGCUGAGCAAGGUGGUCAGAUUUUUGAUACGGGAUCAAUUGAAGGUCCCUUUGGCUCAUUUCAAGUAUGCAAUGUUCAAAUAUAUGGAGGUUUUAUUGUACAUAUCGGUUCAUUUAAUGGAGGGAGUGGCAGAAUUUUUCUGGGUGACAAAGUUAUUUGUAAGGUCGACUACGAGCGGCGUAAGCUCAUUGCUCCUAACCAUACUUGUACACAUAUGUUGAAUUUUGCUCUUAGGGAAAUACUUGGAAAUCAUGUUGAUCAGAAGGGUUCAAUCGUUCUUCCUGAAAAACUGAGAUUUGAUUUCUCUCAUGGCAAGCCAGUGGAUCCUGAGGAUUUGAGAAAAAUAGAAUCAAUUGUGAACAAACAAAUAGAAGAUGAGCUGGAUGUAUAUGCUAAGGAGGCAACCCUUGCUGAAGCAAAGCGUAUUAAUGGGCUACGAGCUGUUUUUGGAGAAGUGUAUCCCGACCCAGUUAGAGUUGUCACAAUUGGGAAAAAUAUUGAGGAACUCCUGGCUGAUCCAGAUAAUGAAAACUGGUUAACCAUUUCUUCGGAGCUGUGUGGAGGGACCCAUAUAUCAAAUACACGGGAAGCAAAGGCAUUUGCCCUUCUAUCUGAAGAAGGAAUUGCUAAGGGAGUUCGAAGAAUUACUGCUGUUACUACUGAUUCUGCCUUUAAGGCAAUUGAGCUGGCUCAAUCGCUUGAGCAGGAGGUUGACGCUGCUUUUAGUAUAGAUGGUAGCUUGCUGGAAAAGGUGGUUUCUUCGUUCAAAAACCGUGUUGAUUCAGCACCAAUUCCUGCUGCUAAAAAAGCUGAAAUUAGGGCUAAAAUUGCCUUGCUCCAGAUUGAAGUGAGGAAGGUUCAGAAGAAGCUUGCUGAAGAAAAUAUGCAGAAAGCUGUCAAAAUUGCAAUUGAAACAGCAGAAGUGGCUUCUUUAGAUGGCAAGGCCUUCUGUAUAUCCCAUGUUGAUGUUGGUUUGGAUGCAGCCGCAGUUCGUGAAGCAGUUGUCAAAGUUAUGGAACAGAAGGGCAUAUCAGCGAUGGUUUUCAGCACUGAUGAAACCACAAAGAAAGCCGUGGUUUGUGCUGGGGUUCCUCUAAAGGGGAGCCAAGGGAAGCAACUAGAGGCGUCAGAGUGGUUGACAAAAGCUUUGCAGCCUCUGAAAGGAAGGUGCGGGAAGGGGAAAGGUGGCCUUGCUUCGGGCCAGGGAACUGAUGCAUCUCAGAUAAAGGAGGCAAUGGAUCUUGCUACAUCUUUUGCAUYAUUGAAAUUGAGCCAAUGAAAGCUCAGAUUCCUCGAUUCUUAGUUACAGGAGUUUCGAUAUUCUGUUCUGCAAUUAUUUGGGCUAACUUAUGGAAAUUGGGUAUGGAACACAGUAGAAUUUACUGUCAAAACAUUUGCACCCUGCUAUACCUUCCACACUUGAUGAUAGUUUUUUUUUUUUAGUGUCCCAAGUCAAGAAGUUGUAAAGCAUUGUUGCAAUGUAAAAGUUGUGUUUUCUUUUAAUUCAUAUUCUAUAGAAGAUUAAAUUAUAAUUUUGAGCGAAAGCUGGUCGGUUCAACUUAA